This is a messenger RNA of Syngnathus acus (greater pipefish), 1872 nucleotides long. It is a transcript of the gene mtfr2, whose product is annotated as mitochondrial fission regulator 2. The record is from RefSeq and is a predicted model, not a curated record. The transcript has 8 exons. Gene Ontology annotation, cellular component: mitochondrion. Gene Ontology annotation, biological process: mitochondrial fission; aerobic respiration. Bases 530 to 1480 code for a protein of 316 amino acids. Lineage: Eukaryota; Metazoa; Chordata; Actinopteri; Syngnathiformes; Syngnathidae.
ACUUCAGUCGUCCACCAUUCGCAUUUGCACAUAUGUUAAUGAACUGCUGUCAAAUGCUAAGCGAGCGCGAUGUGGCUAACUAACAAAGCUAACGACUUUGCAUACACUGGUACAAAAGCGUAUUACAAUAUUCGUAAUUAUAACGCGAAUACGGGUGGCCUUAUGUUAGUCUUAUAAGAAGACUUAAAUUGGACUUUUUUCACGUUUUCUUACCCAGGGUUAACGAAGCUCGUGGACACGACUGGGGGGUUAGUGGUGACAGGCGAUUGGUCAAAAGCGGCACCAUUCUGCAACAUCGGCUCGUUCUAUUGGCUCCCGCAGUCUCGACCAACCAAAAUCGUUUAUACUACAUGAACGUUUAAUUUGAUUGUCGAAAACUUCCGCAGUGAACCGAACGAGCGUGAGGCAAAGUUUUAUUUCAUUUUUGGUUGAAGCAAAUACGUAUACUCUAAUGAAAAAUGAAGGUUUUGAACAAAGGCUAACGGGGGACGUCGUCACCAAAGGAAGAACACACGAAACCUGAGCUGCGAUGUCUUUGCUUGAGGAUGCACUGGAAGUGUUGCGCAUGGUGCUGGACUAUUUUGGAGUCCCUCCAGAAAUGCUUGUUCCAGUGUGGGACAGUCGGCUGUGUGGCCAAUACCGCAGCAUGGUGAGGAUGAUCGGCUCCAACCUGCCUCUGAAUCCUGCACCACGGGUCUAUUUUCAGGUCCCGCUGACCACCUCCAGACCGCACGGAUAUGUCGACCUCCCCACGGAAGCGCCCGCCAUCCCAUCGUUCGCUGACGUCCUGUGGGUACUUGAAGACGAAGCGGACGGUUUCGCCAAGAGCAGGCAUCAUCUACCCGCGAAGACGCCCGCGAGGCAGCGACCGACGGGGGCCCGACAGAUGCAGCCGGAAGCCCUGCAGAAGAUCUCGGCGCUGGAGAGCGAGCUGCUCAAGUUGCGAGCUCAGAUCGCCACUCUCGUCACUGCCACUUCGGGUCUCUCCGAGUCCCAUAAAGCAGCCGGAACGCCGUUGAUGUCGCCCAUCCCGGCGGCGGCUCUCACAUCCACACCUCGCUGCGCGCCCCCGCCGCCACCUCCUCUGCCGUCGCCAUGUCCCGCCGCGUCGUCAGUAACCGAGUUGAUCCAACGGCGCAAGUGCGGCGGGAAGGACGCGGACAAGAAACGGAUCCAAGCCGUUCCCAGCCUGCCUUCAUUGUUGGAUGUGCUCAAAGACUUGAAUCAAGUCAAGUUGCGAUCUGUCGAGAGGUCACCGGGGGGUACGCCGGUUCCGAGGAGGCGUAGCAGAGGGGGCCGGGCCACCCCCCCCAAGGACCCGGCCUCUCUGAUUGCCGAGGCGCUCAAGAGAAAGUUUGCGCAGCAUCGCCACAAUCUCUCAGAUAAAGAGAAUUCUCUGGAAAGCUCGCCUUUCGGAAGUCCCGACACACCCAAGAUGGUCCACCACCCUCGACGCAGCCAGACGUUUCUCCACUUGUGAUGCAAUUGAAGUCUUUCCUUUCGGAAUCCUUGAGGAGGAUUGCGAAAGGUCGGUACAAAUUCUUCUGAAUUCAUUCUCGGCCCGCAAGCGCGCACACAUUGACGGGAUCUUCCAUGCACCUGCUGUCUUAGUUUUGUUCAGUUUAUUAAAAAAGUUACAUAUGUAAAAUAAAAAAGUGUUCGGUUAGCAUUCAGUUGUCGUGUUUGUUGAGUAGAGCGCUGAGAUACGAGUCUUGCGUUCAUUUUCACAUAUGGAACAGUUUUAAUUUAAAGAUUUAAAUAAGUGCUACAUCAACUCAGUCUUUUUCCAAAGAAACUAAUCAUUUCUCUCCUACUAGCUUUUACAUGAGCUUGAAAUGUAAAUAAUGGCAUUUCGUAUAUAAAGAAGGUGCA